This is a messenger RNA of Cercospora beticola, 1751 nucleotides long. RefSeq lists its product as uncharacterized. NCBI's taxonomy places the organism in Eukaryota, Fungi, Ascomycota, Dothideomycetes, Mycosphaerellales, Mycosphaerellaceae. Gene Ontology annotation, molecular function: RNA binding; pseudouridine synthase activity. Gene Ontology annotation, biological process: enzyme-directed rRNA pseudouridine synthesis. The record is from RefSeq and is a predicted model, not a curated record.
GUCACCACCACAUGAGAGCCUCCGCCGCAUUGUUUCGCCCAUCUCCGCGAGUGCUCGAGUAUCUGAUCCGAAAAGGUCGUGUCCCAGCCGCGAACAUGGCCGUCGUGGCCGUGCAAGAGCCGCACGAAGAGCCAGAAAUUCUCGAACCUCCUCCUAAAGUCGCCGUCACGCCUUGCGAUCCAUGGCCUCGACCGUACUAUCUCGAAGACAACCUCCGACGCGUCGCGCCCUAUCAUUUCACCUACAAUACCUUCUGUAAAGAGCGUUGGCGCGGGAGAGGUUUGCUGGAUAUCUUCACAGACGAGUUUCGUGACAGACCAGUUGAAUACUAUAAAAGUGCGAUUGAGAACGGCGCAGUGCAGAUCAAUGGUAAGACCGUACCUUCGAUUGACACAACUGUCAAGAACGGCGAUGUCAUCAGCCAUACCAUGCAUCGACAUGAGCCGCCUGUGACAGCGCAGCCUAUUGGUGUCGUGCAUGAGGAUGAGAAUGUCAUUAUUAUCAAUAAGCCGGCUGGAGUACCUGUGCAUCCUGCUGGAAGGUAUAACUACAACUCCGUUGUGGAAAUCAUGCGGGCUGAGCGGGGGCAUGGAUUCGAUCCAUUGCCUUGCAACAGGUUGGAUCGUCUCACGAGUGGAGUGAUGUUUAUUGCUAAACACAAGAAGGCCGCGGUGGACAUUACAGAUCAGCUCAUGGGAAGGACGAUAAAGAAAGAGUAUGUCGCGAGAGUAAAAGGAAAGUUUCCAGAAGGAGACGUCGUGUGCGAGCAACCAAUCCUACAGAUCUCCCCGAAACUCGGACUGAAUCGAGUGCGCGCGAAUGGCAAAGAAGCCAGGACUGUGUUCAAACGACUCGCGUACUACCCUCCUCGAGAACCUGGACUGGAUGCGAAUGGCAAUGUGAAGGAGGGAUACAGCAUUGUUCGCGCUCGGCCAUUGACUGGAAGAACGCAUCAACUGCGCGUACAUCUUCAAUUCCUCGGACAUCCCAUCACCAACGACCCCAUCUACAGUAAUCAAAGAGUGUUUGGUCAAGAUCUCGGGAAAGCCUCCAGCACGGGCGACGACGAUGAAGAUAUUAUUUCUCGGCUCUCCCGUAUGGGGAAGUCUGAAGUCGCAGAGGCGGUUGCGUAUCACGAUGAAAUGGUCGACGAGUACAACCGGAAGAAGGCGGAGAAGAUGACUGGUGAGCUGUGCGAUGUCUGUCAGACUCCAUUGUACAGCGAUCCUGGUGCGCAUGAACUGGGAAUUUAUUUACACGCCCGAAAGUACAAUUGUGCAGAGGGGAGAUGGAGUUAUGAGACGGAUUUGCCAGAGUGGGCUUUGCCGCCACCUGGGUACGAGGGGCCCAAGGAGGCUACGCAGGAGACGGAUCCCUUGGCCGUGGAUGUCGAGAAGCUGAAGAUUUCUAGUGGGCAAGCUGAUGAGGCGAAGGCAGAAAAGGGUGCUGAGGGGCCGCCGACAUGAAAAGCUGCUGGCGUUUGCGGCAUAAUGAAACAACGGAAAAGCCGUCCACAGCGGUGCAGAACAUUGCCAUGCAGAACAACUGGAUUUGCAGUAGCAAUGAAGUCAGCCACGCUUAUGAGGUGCAGCUGCAGAAGUUCCGGAGUCUUUCUGGACUGGUGAUAUGGAAUUCUCCAAGGUCUACGCAUAACCCUUGACGGGAGCCCAUCUGGCAUACGAUCAAAUAUGCCUGAGCAGCUGACGCACCCAGCUCUCCGACAGUGUUGCUUCUGCACAGAGAAGACACGC